Messenger RNA from Triticum urartu, 2318 nucleotides. RefSeq lists its product as uncharacterized. The record is from RefSeq and is a predicted model, not a curated record. NCBI's taxonomy places the organism in Eukaryota, Viridiplantae, Streptophyta, Magnoliopsida, Poales, Poaceae.
UCGAAGAAGACGGAUCUCCCUGAUCUGUCACCCAUCGACGCGAUCCAUGGGCCCGAUGGCCAUGGCAAGUCGCUUCAACCACGGGGUGGGUUGUCGGCGGGCGUCGUCCCGCCAGCGACCUCUCCGGCCAAUGGUAACAUAGAGGAGCACUGCUGGUAACAUUGAGCCGACAAAGAGAAGUUGUAGAAUAUUUGUUGCAACCACUAGGAUUCUUGCUGCCAACGACUCAGCUUCCAGCAGCGGUGCAACGAUCCCCCUCCCGUGCUUGUCGCUGCAUCCUCCACCAGUUGGAGGAAAAAUGGCAAGCGCAAACGGAAGAGCUAAAGAUGGUGGGGUCACAGAGGAACAACUGAAAGCGGUAGAGUAUGAACUACUGAGAAGCAAGACCAUUGAACAGAAUGAUAAACGGCUAGCAGCGGUACGAGCAACAAGAGCUUCUAUGCAGGAAGAUAUGGAAGCGAACCAAGCCCCCAAAAAGAAAAGAAAGGCACCCUCCAGCGCACCUGUAAGCGCGAAUGAAGGACGUGUUUUGAGGUCUAGGGUAUCAAAAGAUCAAGAUCAUGUUGAUCCUGAGCAUCAGCCUUCCAAAGAGAUUACUCAUGAGAUUGAUGGUGAUGGUAGUCAAAAGAAAGGUGGAAGAAAAAUUACUCGAAAGUCUAACAUAUAUGCAAGGCUGAAUCAACCCAAAAUCCAUAUUCCACUUAAUGGGGAUGGCCAGCCUGUUGGGUCAGAUGCAACCGAAUUUGCCAAUUUCAUUGGUACUUUGGUGAGGAAGCAUAUACCACCUGCAGAGUUAGAUUGGCGAGAUGUUGAUGUAGAGAAAAAGUUGUUAGUGUGGGAGACCUUGAAGGCAUUUUAUGAGCUGGACUCAACUGCUUUGAGCUUUGUUAUCAACACUUCACACAUAAAAUGGAAGGAUUGGAAGUCAGAUUUAAAGAGGUACAAGUUUGAUGCUGCACUCACUGAUGCACAACUUAUGAAAAGACGUGACAGCAGAAUUAGUGAAGCUGACUGGAAGACCCUUAUUACUUAUUGGAGAUCUUCGACAUUUGAAUCUCGUAGUGCUAUCGCCAAAAAGAAUCAUGCCAAUGCAGUACCUCAUACAUCUGGCAGCAAGAGUCAUGCCCGUGUUGCCAAUGAAAUGGCUGUCAAACUUGGGCAUGAUCCUCGGAGAGAUGAAGUUUAUAUCGAAACACAUACAUGCAAGAAAGGGGAAAGGAAAGGGAGUUAUGUGCCGCAGGCAGAAACAACAAUUAAAGAACUCAUAGAGAAUGCUGAAAAGCACCCUGAAUGGAAGGAAAAGAGCAUUCAAGAAGGUGAUCUGUUUGCACGCGUAUGUGGAAUGAAGGAGCCCAGGGGUCGUGUCCGUGUGUUAGGUCUAGGUCCAACACCUCAAGAUUUGGGCACACCGGGUACACGGGGUAAAUUGAGCACAAGAGUUCUAGUUGAAAUGCAAGGGCGUCGAAAAGCUGAAAAUCGCUAUAACAUGCUCCAGGGGCAUGUGCAACAAAUGGAAGAAAGAGUGAACCAAAUGGAAUUGAUGUUAGCUUCACAAGGAAGGCAUAAUCUGGAAACUCCUAGCUCGCAGCAUGGUUCCAAUUCUCGACAAAACUCCGGAGCUGAAGCUGAGGAACAUAAUGACGCUGAAGAAGAUGUUGAACAGGAUGAUGAAGAGCCAUUUGUUCAAAGAAGAGUUGUUGCAAAGCACCCUGCAAGAAGCUCAUCAACCUAUGAAGAUGAAAACCUUAUUGGUAUGGAUGUGCUUCUUUAUGCAUGGACUGGUCCUGAAACUCCUGUUGCCAAGGCAACAAUUAUCUCAGUUGACCCAGACACUAUUGUGGGCGGAGAGACCCUUGGACCAGGAACUUAUGAGGUUCCUGUCAAUGUUGCUAUUGGAAGAGAUGCUACGGUGCCUUAUGAAUAUGACGAUUUACAAAUUAUUGCUGAUGCUAUCACAAGGUCCAUUGCAUGGCCAUCUAGCAAGAUGAAACCCUAUAAACCAGGGGCAUCUUCCUCAUCCCGCCGCUAAGGAAAUACAUACAGAAGGGUCAGGAAGUAACCAGGAAGAUGCCAGUUUGCAUCAGCUACAGAUUUUCUGUAAUGGAGCAAAACCAAUGUGUCUUUUAGGUCUCAUUAUGUAAACCUAUAUGGCAUCUUGUCAUCUGGGUAUUUAUCUUGUCAUCUGGGUAUUUUGUGUAAUGGAGAAAACAAUGAAUCUCGGACAUGCAUCUAUCAUUUUGUAAACCUAUCGGGCGAUUCGGUCACAAAACCAUAAAUGGUUCCUUCACUCUUGAGAAGUAAUUAUUAUGUUAUUCUUC